Molecule: messenger RNA, 1992 nt
Organism: Mercenaria mercenaria
Lineage: Eukaryota; Metazoa; Mollusca; Bivalvia; Venerida; Veneridae
Exons: 2
Coding region: 25-438 (137 amino acids)
Source: RefSeq, a predicted model, not a curated record
UUGAAAACAUUCAUUUUAUAAAACAUGAAUCGAGUUAUACAGGAAAACAGCAGUUCCUGCUCAAGCGAUGACCAGACAGACAGUAUGAGUUACAACAAAGCAAUACCUACAGGGGUUACUGAAGAACAUUAUAUGAAAGACUGCAAAUAUGAAAGAUAUACAGAUACAGAGGAAGGUGGUGCGUUUCAAAUCCAUAUCAGGAUUUGCAAAUGCACAAGCAAAUACGAGGAUAGAAGUAAUUUAGUUCAGAAUAAGAUGGAUUAUAUGCCAACAGAAGGGAAAGAAAUUCAUUCUGAUCUCGCAUGUAAAUGGCGUAGACGUAAAGUAAUGAGAUGCGGUCAAAAGAUAUACAUGUUAGAGAAAUAUUGCAACGGGUGCAUUCAACCAGAAACAAAUACCCCUAUGCAUGCAAUGAACAUGGUUCCUGCUUCAAAAUGAUGAAUGAAGGAGGUCUGCAAUUAUCAGCAUUUCUACUUAACAACUUGACAAACCGGUUAUCUAUAACAACAACUGCAUUACCAAACACAUAAGCAGAAUUAUGUUAAAAUCAUGGAGUUCAAAAAGACCAGAAGGUCCUGGUAUAUUUUUACAUUUUGAUAUUAAUUUCCAGUCUAUUAUGCAAAAAGUAAUAGCUAAUAUGUUCAUGUCAAAAGCUAACUCGGCACUAACAUUCAUCAUGGUUUAAUGAAUAAUCAUUCCAAACUAAAUGUAACUGAAAUUUAGUAACUCUACACAUUAUGAGAUGAUGGGAAUUGUGAAAAUAACUUAAGACAUAUUUUUCAAAACUGCAUUCUGAUUUGUAAUAUUUUGCGUAUUUUAUACAAAAUUUCGACUGAAACUUUCGUUUAUAAUCAGUUUUGAGAACUGAUCAUUAUGUACAACAUAUUUUGUCCGUUUGAAUCUUGCUUCAUCUUUAAUUUAACUUGAAGGCAUGCCACUGAGUUUGACAGAAAUCUUGAAAUAAUGUGGACCAUUUGUCCUGCAAUUCAUAAAUGAUUUAUCUUCAUGAGGUUGAUGAUAUAUGCCAAUAGAAGCUUUAAACCCCAACACUCUACCCAUUUGUCUGCUCCAUCCCCAUUUUAUUGUUACUGAAAUGUAUUUGUUGUUUGGGUUUGAAGCAACACGUCUGCUGUAUUGGUCAUUAUAGUUUCUAUUUGUGGCGGGCUUACAUUGUGAUGUAUGGCUCUAACUGAGUUUGCUGUACUCUGUUUUUCCGGGAAGUCUACCCUUACCUUUUAUUAUUUACAAUAAUUUAAUUUUGUGAUGAUAAAAUGCAAUGAGGACAUUAUUUAAUGGUGUUACUGAACGUAACAUGAUUAACGACACCUAAUAAAGUUUAGCGACAUUUUGUCAAACCGUAUUGUCAUACAAGUACUUGAUAAUGUGAAAUAAAUUUGAAAAAGAAAUGUAGGCAUGUUAUUGAUUAAAUUCUACAUGUGGAAUUUACAAAUCUGCAAAAAAAUGGACGGACAGAAAAUUCAUUACAUAUCAGCCUGGAUAUGGCAGAUAGGUAAACUCUGUUGAAGAGGACAACAUUUAUAUGCCCUACGUUUGUCUGAAAUGUUUGCAUAAAACGACAGAUUAUAUAUUCUAUCAGCGCGAUAUAUAAAAGUAUGCACUUUAACAAAUGACUCGUUUUUUUUCAAUAAUUAAAAAGACAGAUGUAUUGCCCUACAUUUUAGAGCUUAAUACAUCAAAUAAAUGAAAAUAGAAGAAAAAGAAACUCUUACAAAAUUACCAUAAUUCAUUAUGUUACUGCGUCAGAAAUCCUGUUUAGACCAAUAGGUCAACAUUAAUAUGUUCAAAUAUUAUUUCUGUCUCUAAAGUGCGCUAUAUUCUUUUGCUAUCUUAAGUUUGAAUACAAUGUUACACUGACUAUAUUGCUUUAUAUAUCACCAGUUUACGACAUGUUUGAUUAGACUCGUAACAAAGCAGAGCAGAACUUGAAAAAUCUAAAAGAAUACGAUUACAAAUAUAAAAUGCUUUACAUAC